AAGCCAACAACUACAAAGAGGCCCUGAGUAAUCACGUUCCCAGGUCGCCAACAUCUCAAACGGCCAAGAAAACGACAAAGACAGCGUCAUCAGUGCUGCGAGUUUGCCUGCCCGGGCCGUCCUCAACACGUCAACGUCUCUUCCAUUUUUCUCUGAUUACUAGACCAUCCCCAUCUUCAGCCACCAAGACUGAUCUGAGGUCUACGCACGUACUCACGCACCCAGCAUCGGCAAGGAAAAUGUCGACGCAAAACACGCAAAACAAGCAAUAUGCCGCCCUAGGCCAAGGCCAGCCGCUGACGACACAAACGAGCGCCAAACCAGCCCUCGAAGCCGCGGACGAGGUGCUGAUCCGGGUGCGGGCCGUGGCCAUCAACCCGGCCGACUACAAGAUGGUUGGUCAAGGACAGCGCGGGACCGUGUGGCCGCUGGUGCCGGGGCUCGACGGCGCGGGGGUGGUCGAGGCCGUGGGCGCCGACGUGCGCCGCUUCGCCGUCGGCGACAGGGUGCUGGCCAUGUUCAGCCCCGCUGCCAACCGAACCGCUUCAUACCAGACGCAUGCCGUGCUGCGCGAGCAAAAGGUCGCCCGCAUCCCCGACGCCUGGUCCUUUGAGGAGGCUGCUGGGUUGGCGACAUGCUACAUGACGGCCGUGGUCGGGCUCGGGCUAGGGCUGGCGAUGCCGCUCCCGUUCCUCACAGACAGCAGCCCCAACACCUUCCAGCCGUCGUCGGUGCUCGUGGUAGGCGGCAGCUCAGCUCUCGGCGCCGCAACACUACAGCUCCUGCGCCUCGCUCUCCCACCAAGCACCAUCAUCCUCGCGACGAGCUCGCCGAAACACCACAGCCACCUCGUCAGCGCUCUCGGUGCCACUGCAGCCCUCGACCGCAACUCGCCCGAGCUGGCCGCACAGGCUCGCGCGGCAUGCCCCGGCGGGCGCGGUGUCGACGCCAUCGUCGACGCUGUGGGUGGCGCCGACGCCGCCGUCUUCGACGCCCUCGACCCGGCCGGCCCCAGGCGCUACGCCCAGGUGUGGACGGGCGGCGCCGAGAUCGACGCCCCCGCCGGUGUCGACUCGGUCCUCUUCCGCGGCCGCGACCUGCCGCGCGUCCACGGCGCCGCGGACCUCGUGACCGCGCUGCAGCGACUGCUCGAGCAGGGCGCGUAUAAGCUGCCGCUGCCGGUCAGUCUCGUCGGCCACGGGGUAGACGGGCUGCAGAGAGGCCUGGAACUGAUGCGGCGCAGUGUCAGCGGGGAGAAGCUGGUUGUUACGUAGUCGCUAUGAAUACGUAGUUGAGGUACAUUCUGCUGUGUUCUUCAGCACCUAGAUUGCACAAUAUGCUCGCACAUGCCCGCAGUUGAUAUCGUGGUUUG
This is a messenger RNA of Lasiosphaeria miniovina, 1372 nucleotides long. Its product is annotated as chaperonin 10-like protein. The coding region runs from base 240 to 1274 and encodes 344 amino acids. The record is from RefSeq and is a predicted model, not a curated record. The transcript is spliced from 2 exons. Lineage: Eukaryota; Fungi; Ascomycota; Sordariomycetes; Sordariales; Lasiosphaeriaceae. Gene Ontology annotation, molecular function: oxidoreductase activity, acting on NAD(P)H.